Molecule: messenger RNA, 1565 nt
Organism: Onychomys torridus (southern grasshopper mouse)
Lineage: Eukaryota; Metazoa; Chordata; Mammalia; Rodentia; Cricetidae
Product: ataxin-2-like protein
Exons: 9
Coding region: 149-1135 (328 amino acids)
Source: RefSeq, a predicted model, not a curated record
AAAGCCUCUGCUGUCUGUGAACAAAUCUACCAGUACUCCCACUUCCCCUGGCCCCCGUACUCACUCAACACCUUCCAUACCGGUGCUGACAGCAGGCCAGAGCGGGCUCUACAGUCCCCAGUACAUCUCAUAUAUACCUCAGAUCCACAUGGGACCAGCUGUGCAGGCACCUCAGAUAUAUCCAUAUCCUGUAUCGAAUUCGGUGCCUGGGCAGCAGGGCAAGUACCGGGGUGCAAAAGGCUCACUUCCCCCCCAGCGCUCAGACCAACACCAGCCAGCUUCAGCCCCUCCGAUGAUGCAGGCUGCUGCUGCUGCUGCUGGCCCACCCCUGGUGGCUGCCACACCUUACUCCUCCUACAUCCCCUACAACCCACAGCAGUUCCCAGGCCAGCCUGCCAUGAUGCAGCCCAUGGCACACUACCCUUCACAGCCGGUGUUUGCCCCUAUGCUUCAAAGUAACCCACGAAUGUUGACAUCGGGAAGCCACCCCCAGGCCAUUGUGUCAUCCUCCACUCCUCAGUACCCCUCUGCAGAGCAGCCUACCCCCCAAGCCCUCUAUGCCACUGUUCACCAGUCCUAUCCACACCAUGCCACGCAGCUCCAUGGCCACCAGCCGCAGCCGGCCACCACGCCUACUGGGAGCCAGCCACAAUCCCAGCAUGCGGCCCCCAGUCCUGUUCAGCACCAGGCGGGGCAGGCCCCACACCUGGGCAGUGGACAGCCACAGCAGAAUCUGUACCAUCCCGGGGCCCUAACAGGCACGCCGCCUUCUCUACCACCGGGACCUUCUGCCCAGUCCCCUCAGAGCAGCUUCCCCCAGCCAGCUGCUGUGUAUGCCAUCCAUCCCCACCAGCAGCUGCCCCACGGCUUCACCAACAUGGCCCAUGUUACCCAGGCCCAUGUCCAAACUGGAGUCACAGCAGCCCCGCCCCCACACCCCGGGGCACCCCACCCGCCCCAGGUGAUGCUGCUGCACCCCCCCCAGGGCCAUGGGGGGCCCCCCCAAGGCGCGGUGCCCCCGAGUGGGGUGCCUGCACUCUCAGCUUCCACACCCUCACCCUACCCCUACAUCGGACACCCCCAAGCUCCCCUUCCACCCCCCGGGGAACUGAAGAUUGUCCUGGCCGCGACCUGAGACCUCCAUGAGUGGAGGGAAGAGUGAUCUAUGUCUCUUCCCCCAGCAGCUCGGACCAGUCCUAGCCCCGCCCCCAACCCCUUUCCCUUGGGGAGCUGGGGAAAUCUGCCAAGCACCUUGAAUGGGAGGGGUCCUUGAAGUGGGCAGGGCUGGGGUCCAGCGGGGGUGGGGGAGGUUCCUGCUCUGCCCCUGCCGGGUCCCACCCAGUCUUGUCCUCCCAUCCUCUCAUCUAUUCCCCCCCGCUGGAGACGGAAGAUCUUUUAUUUUCUAUUAUUUAUAACCUCAGACUUGGGCCCCCUGUUCUUCCCCAUUAACUUGAGUAUCCUGUGUGAGAGACCGACAGACAGAUGCCUCAAGGACUUUUACUUUUUAUUACAUAAAAAAAAUUUAAAAAAAUAAAUAAAAAAAAUAAAAUUUUAAACUAACUUAA